Molecule: messenger RNA, 720 nt
Organism: Theobroma umbraticum
Lineage: Eukaryota; Viridiplantae; Streptophyta; Magnoliopsida; Malvales; Malvaceae
Product: putative histone H2A variant 3
Cellular component (GO): nucleosome
Molecular function (GO): DNA binding; protein heterodimerization activity; structural constituent of chromatin
Source: RefSeq, a predicted model, not a curated record
CGUUUGUGAAUUUUUGCUAUAAUGUGUAACCUGCAGUUCCCAGUGGGUCGGAUCCACCGUCUACUAAAGUCAAGGACCACCGCGCAUGGGAGAGUAGGAGCCACUGCUGCUGUUUAUUCUGCUGCUAUCCUGGAAUAUUUGACUGCAGAGGUGUUGGAGUUGGCUGGAAAUGCAAGCAAGGAUCUUAAGGUGAAACGUAUUACCCCCAGACACUUGCAGCUUGCCAUCCGUGGUGAUGAGGAACUUGAUACCCUGAUCAAGGGAACCAUUGCUGGCGGUGGUGUGAUUCCACAUAUCCACAAGUCACUCAUUAACAAGUCAUCCAAGGACUAGACCAUAAUGGGUUAUUGCUUGUAGAGAUUGGCCAAGUCUCUAUCUGAGCUGCAUUUCCUUGGUGUGAGCCUGAGACUAAAAUUAUAAAUUUGCUAGGUUCUGAUAUGACAGUUAGGUCAUGCAUUAUUGUGUUUAAUUAAUUUGUUGACACUUAUGUCUAAUCUUCUUUCAGCUGCUGGACUUGGUUUGUUUUUUUUUUUUUUCUUUUUCAUUUCUUCUCCUUUUCCAAUAUAUAUACUGUCAAUAUUGGCAUUGGCAUAUUAUUUAGCAGAUUGACAUAGUGGCUGUUGCGUGGUUAACAUAUAUGACCAGCUUUAGGGUUAUUGAUGUAUUGUUUGGAAGACGUUAUUUUGAGAUUAGCAAAGAAUAUCAGGAAAUUAUCAUGUA